UGAGCGAAGAAGGCACGUGCAUCUGGUCUCAUUGCGCGCACGUGUGAUGUGUAAAUUAUGCGGAAGUGACAGCAAGCGUUUACAGACUCUGCAGAGUGUGUUUGAACUCAGUUGGAUAUGCUGACACUCCGACAUGCGGUCAGGAAACUUUCAGUUGUGUGCAGAGGAACCACAGUCUGCUUACGAGGUUGCAUCUGUAUAUCACACGUGGCCAGCAGAGGGGAAAUCACUGGAAGCAGGUGUUUGUGCAGUUCAGCUGCAGGUGGGGAGAAAAUGGCAGAAGGACCUGUUUUCACCGAAGCAAGUGAGGCUGAAGGGGGUCACAGCAUCUCCCCUGACCCUGUAGGGAACAGUAGCUCACCUCAGAGAAACUUCCUGCUGGAUUACACACAACAGGAAGGUGUUACGUGUUCCAAACAAGACUCUCACGGUUGCUUUGUGAAUCCUUGGGCAACAUGGCAGUUCCCGUCUUACAGUACCAUCAUGCGGCUGUUCCUCAUGGAGAAGAACCACAGUAAUAUUCCCAGUACCAAAGAGGUUCUGGACCGUGAGUUGCCCGUUCUGGAGCCUUAUUUUAUUCAGAACCGAGAUCAGUGCGGGCAGACCGGCUCAUCUCUUCGAGUGACCUGGCUGGGUCACGCUACUGUCCUGGUGGAGAUGGAGGGACUGGUGAUUCUGACAGACCCCAUGUUCAGCCAGAGAGCCUCUCCAAUGCCAUUUAUGGGUCCGAAGCGUUACCGCGACCCGCCUUGCACUGUAGAACAGCUUCCUCGCCUGGACGUGGUCGUGAUCAGUCAUACGCACUAUGAUCAUUUGGACGCAGGUUCAGUGAAAUCGCUCAAUGCUCGAUUUGGUUCUGACCUGCACUGGUUUGUGCCACUUGGCCUUGCGGACUGGAUGCAUAAGGCAGGCUGUGAGAAUGUCAUUGAGUUGGACUGGUGGGUGGGAAACCGCAUUCCUCGGCAUGAUGAUGUCACAUUUUUUUGCACACCAGCACAGCACUGGUGUAAACGCUUGCCUUUGGAUGACAAUAAAGCAUUAUGGGGUAGCUGGACUAUCGUGGGGGCCCAUAGUCGCUUCUUCUUCGCUGGCGAUACGGGAUACUGCUCUGCAUUUCAAGAGAUCGGAAAACACUUCGGACCAUUUGACCUGGCUGCUAUCCCGAUUGGAGCGUACCUGCCUAGAGGGAUCAUGAAAUCUCAGCAUGUGGACCCGGAGGAGGCUGUUCAGAUACACAUUGACAUAAGGGCAAAAAACUCGCUGGCCAUUCACUGGGGGACGUUUGCUUUAGCCUAUGAGUAUUAUCUAGAACCUCCAGCAAAGUUACGCGCUGCUAUGGGGAAUUGCGGACUGAAUCCAGAUCAGUUCUUCACUCUUAAUCACGGAGAGUCACGAAUGAUCAAGCAGGACAACACGCACCAUUCGCUCUAAAAAAAAAAAAAAAAUCAGGAAGAACACAGACGAUACACAAACACACGUAUCCUCUGACUUUUUGUGCUGAUCCAGUGGCUGGAUUUAAUAUAAUAUGAAUGUUGAAAUCAGUAGUUUAGAUGUAUUUUUUGAUUACCAUUUACAUAAAAAAUCAUGGUCUGGCUGUAAUAAAAUGCUGCUGCUUCUGGAUUGAGCUUUUGUGUGACAAAUACAGUAUUUAGAAGCUCUUCUGGC
Molecule: messenger RNA, 1665 nt
Organism: Myxocyprinus asiaticus (Chinese sucker)
Lineage: Eukaryota; Metazoa; Chordata; Actinopteri; Cypriniformes; Catostomidae
Product: N-acyl-phosphatidylethanolamine-hydrolyzing phospholipase D-like
Exons: 5
Coding region: 118-1431 (437 amino acids)
Biological process (GO): N-acylphosphatidylethanolamine metabolic process; N-acylethanolamine metabolic process
Cellular component (GO): membrane-bounded organelle; cytoplasm
Molecular function (GO): zinc ion binding; N-acylphosphatidylethanolamine-specific phospholipase D activity
Source: RefSeq, a predicted model, not a curated record